Miniopterus natalensis is the source of this 3328-nucleotide messenger RNA. RefSeq names its product chondroitin polymerizing factor 2 (gene CHPF2). Gene Ontology annotation, cellular component: Golgi cisterna membrane. Lineage: Eukaryota; Metazoa; Chordata; Mammalia; Chiroptera; Miniopteridae. Gene Ontology annotation, molecular function: glucuronosyl-N-acetylgalactosaminyl-proteoglycan 4-beta-N-acetylgalactosaminyltransferase activity. The record is from RefSeq and is a predicted model, not a curated record.
CCUUCCCGGCGGCCUCCCGUCCGCGCCGUUUGGUUUGGGUACCCGGGGCCCUGGUAAAACCAGACGCCGAGUCGCUCCUCCGCACCGGAGUUGCUGUCAUUUUCCUCCUGCCUCUGGGCGCCUGGGGUUGGAAGGAUGUCCUGCAAAAUGGCUCCAUCGGCCGCCACCUUCCUCUGAGAGGCGCUCAGGGCCCGCGCGCCCUGUCCGCCCACCUCAUUUGGUGGGUGCCAGGCCAGGGGCUCCCCCACCGCUCCUGACUGGGAGGAGGGGUUGCUCCAGCCCUGCGUUUCCUUAACACUCGGGAGGAGAGUAGAAAGAGGCCCUGAUCCCUUUGAAUUGAGUAAGAAUCGUGCCGGAGCCAGGCGCUCUUGGGAGAGCCCUCCCGAGGCCGCUCCUCCAGUAGGGGUCCCUGUUCUGAUGAAGCAUGUGCUGUUCCCCUAACCGCCGCUUUAUCAGUUGCUGCUGGCUCUUGACUUAGUCUACAGAUGUGUGUAGUCCCCCUUUUGGGGGGGGCGGUUCAGUUUGGCAGGAGUGAGCUUUGUUUCCUCCCCUUUCUACUGAGAGACAGACCCCAAGCCAUUAGUGGGUGAAAUUGAUUCUAAUAUUUAUUACCAUCUGGACUGAGGGUUAGAUCUGACAACACUCUGACCGCUGAAGGAAGGCCAGGCAGGCAGGAUUGUGAAGACGGGACAGCCCAGCUUACUGGGGAUGCUGGGCCUGGAGGCAAACGCUGCCUUGCUCUGUUGCUGACCUCAUCGACCCCAGCCAGGUCCCCUGGUUAAAACUGCAUGCAUACUACUGGCCUGGCACCCAUCCACCCACGGAGCGAUCCCUGAGGCUGUGCCCUCUGGGGCACGAGCACGGCAGGGCCAGCCACCAUGAGACUGAGUUCCCUGUUGGCUCUGCUGCGACCGGCACUGCCACUCAUCUUGGGGCUGUCUCUGGGAUGCAGCCUGAGCCUCUUGCGGGUUUCCUGGAUCCAGGGUGAGGGAGAAGACCCCUGUGUAGAGGCUGUGGGGGAACCAGGAGGGCCGCAGAAUCCUGACUCAAGACCUGGGCUCGACCAAAGUGAUGAGUUCAAACCCCGGAUUGUCCCCUACUACAGGGAUCCCAACAAGCCUUACAAGAAGGUGCUCAGGACGCGGUACAUCCAGACAGAGCUGGGCUCUCGGGAGCGGCUGCUGGUGGCUGUCCUGACUUCCCGGGCCACGCUGUCCACUCUGGCUGUGGCUGUGAACCGCACGGUGGCCCACCACUUCCCUCGAUUACUCUACUUCACUGGGCAGCGAGGGGCCCGGGCUCCUGCAGGGAUGCAGGUUGUAUCUCAUGGGGACGAGCGACCAGCCUGGCUCAUGUCAGAGACUCUGCGCCACCUUCACACACACUUUGGGGCCGACUACGACUGGUUCUUCAUCAUGCAGGAUGACACGUAUGUGCAGGCACCCCGCCUGGCGGCCCUUGCUGGCCACCUCAGCAUCAACCAGGACCUGUACUUGGGCCGGGCGGAGGAGUUCAUUGGCGCGGGCGAGCAGGCCCGGUACUGCCAUGGGGGCUUUGGCUACCUGCUGUCACGGAGUCUCCUGCUUCGACUGCGGCCGCAUUUGGAUGGCUGCCGAGGGGACAUUCUCAGUGCCCGUCCUGACGAGUGGCUUGGCCGCUGCCUCAUCGACACUCUGGGUAUCGGCUGUGUCUCCCAGCACCAGGGUCAGCAGUAUCGCUCAUUUGAACUGGCCAAAAAUAGAGACCCUGAGAAGGAGGGGAGCUCGGCCUUCCUGAGUGCCUUUGCAGUGCACCCCGUCUCUGACGGGACCCUCAUGUACCGACUGCACAAGCGCUUCAGCACUCUGGAACUGGAGCGGGCGUACAGCGAAAUAGAGCAACUGCAGGCUCAGAUCCGGAACCUGACUGUGCUGACCCCCGAGGGGGAGGCAGGGCUGAGCUGGCCUGUGGGACUCCCUGCACCAUUCACACCACGCUCCCGGUUUGAGGUGCUGGGCUGGGACUACUUCACAGAGCAGCACACCUUCUCCUGUGCAGAUGGGGCGCCCAAGUGCCCGCUGCAAGGCGCCAGCCGGGCUGAUGUGGGUGACGCUGUGGAGACGGCUCUGGAGCAGCUGAAUCGGCGCUAUCAGCCCCGGCUCCGCUUCCAGAAGCAGCGGCUGCUCAAUGGCUACCGGCGCUUUGACCCUGCACGGGGCAUGGAGUACACCCUGGACCUGCUGCUGGAAGCUGUCACGCAGCGUGGGCACCGGCGGGCCCUGGCCCGCAGGGUCAGCCUGCUGCGGCCACUGAGUCGAGUGGAAAUCCUGCCUAUGCCCUACGUGACCGAAGCCACCCGCGUGCAGCUGGUGCUGCCGCUCCCGGUGGCUGAAGCUGCUGCGGCCCCUGCUUUCCUCGAGGCCUUUGCUGCCAGCGUUCUGGAGCCACGCGAGCACGCGCUGCUCACCCUCUUACUGGUCUACGGGCCGCGGGAAGGUGGCCGGGGGGCCCUGGACCCGUUUCUCGGGGUGAAGGCUUCAGCAGCAGAGUUAGAGCGCAGAUACCCUGGGACGAGGCUGGCCUGGCUCGCAGUGCGGGCCGAGGCCCCUUCCCAGGUGCGGCUCAUGGACGUGGUGUCUAAGAAGCACCCAGUGGACACACUUUUCUUCCUCACCACCGUGUGGACCCGGCCUGGGCCGGAGGUGCUCAACCGCUGCCGCAUGAAUGCCAUCUCUGGCUGGCAGGCCUUCUUCCCCGUACACUUCCAGGAGUUUCACCCCGCCCUGGCACCGCAGAGGUCUCCCCCAGGACCCCCGGGGGCUGGCCCUGACCCCCCGUCCCCUCCUGGUGCUGACCCUGCCCGGGGGGCUCCCGGAGGAGGCCGUUUUGACCGCCAGGCUUCCGCGGAGGGCUGCUUCUACAACGCCGACUACCUGGCGGCCCGCGCGCGGCUGGCUGCUGAACUGGCGGGCCAGGAAGAGGAGGAAGCCCUGGAGGGGCUGGAGGUGAUGGAUGUGUUCCUCCGGUUCUCAGGGCUCCACCUCUUCCGCGCCGUGGAGCCAGGGCUGGUGCAGAAGUUCUCCCUGCGGGACUGCAGCCCUCGGCUCAGCGAGGAACUCUACCACCGCUGCCGCCUGAGCAACCUGGAGGGGCUGGCGGGCCGCGCCCAGCUCGCCAUGGCCCUGUUUGAGCAGGAGCAGGGCAACAGCACCUAGCGCCCGACCUGCCGCGCGUGGCUCCCCUUUCUGCCUGGGCCCCGGGAGGGCCGGGCAAGACGGAUGGACAGAUGGAGAGCUUGUGGCUGUAUUUUUUUAAUAAGAAAAUGUGAUUAAAAGUGUCUUCUGCCAAA